Molecule: messenger RNA, 339 nt
Organism: Schistosoma turkestanicum
Lineage: Eukaryota; Metazoa; Platyhelminthes; Trematoda; Strigeidida; Schistosomatidae
Source: the annotation of a GenBank genome assembly
AUGAACAAAGAGUUGGUGGUUGGUAGAGACGCAGAGUGCAGUGUUGGAUGUGUGAAGUGCAGACAGGAGGUAUGUGGAUGGAUUGCGCAAGUGAGUGAAGCGUUGUUAGUGAGUUUGAGGUUGGUGGUUGGUAGAGACGCAGAGUGCAGUGUUGGAUGUGUGAAGUGCAGACAGGAGGUAUGUGGAUGGAUUGCGCAAGUGAGUGAAGCGUUGUUAGUGAGUUUGAGGUUGGUGGUUGGUAGAGACGCAGAGUGCAGUGUUGGAUGUGUGAAGUGCAGACAGGAGGUAUGUGGAUGGAUUGCGCAAGUGAGUGAAGCGUUGUUAGUGAGUUUGAGGUGA